Messenger RNA from Coregonus sp. 'balchen', 3765 nucleotides. NCBI's taxonomy places the organism in Eukaryota, Metazoa, Chordata, Actinopteri, Salmoniformes, Salmonidae. The record is from the annotation of a GenBank genome assembly.
AUGGAUUGUGCAGCAAUGGAUCUAACUCAUGGAGCAGAGAGACAGAGUGGACCCCCAGUGUUGCCUAUCAAACAGCGCAGGUGAGGCAAAAACAUACAGUACAGAAGUUGCAUAGCACUUACAUAGACUCUAUGCAGUGUCUUGACAGUUUCUCUGAACCUUUAAAUGUGAGCUUUAUCACAAAACUAUCAAGACUGCAUAGAGUCUAUCUGAGUGCUAUGCAGCUUCUGUACUGUAUGCACUUAUUUUAGGUAAUUAGGUCAAAGGACAGCAGAUCAAUUAAUGAAUAUGAUUGUGUGUGUGUGUGUGUGUGUGUGUGUGUGUGUGUGUGUGUGUGUGUGUGUGUGUGUGUGUGUGUGUGUGUGUAUGUCUGUGUGUGUGUAUGUCUGUGUGUGUGCGUGCGUGUGUGCGCGUGUGCUCAGAAGUCUCUACUCGCGAGGCUCUAGUGUGGGUUCCAGUGUGGACCUGGAGUUGGAUGGGAGUGUCUCUAGCCCAUUGGGACCCCAUCAGCACCAGGGCUCUACCUGCACAGAUGUGUUCUCUGCAGCCACUGAUUGCCAUGCACUAAAGUGUCCCAUACACCAGCGCUAUGGUGAGUACAACACACAUCUAACUUUAUCAGACACUGUAGUAUUAUAUUAUCCAGUUGAUUUCAAAGAUUAAAUAUAAGUUCUUUAGACAUUUGCUUUUUCCCACCUGAAGUAAAAAAUAAAAUAAAAAUAGAAGGCACUUGUAUUUUAGUCUCUCAUUUUCCUUCCUUGCCUUGCUUCCUUUUUCUCAUGUGAAAUGAAUGCGAGGAAGUGACACCUGAAACCAGGUCUGUGCUGAUAGAAACCGCCAUAGCCACAACAUUUACGUGUCCACGUCUGUCACAAGCUCAACUAAAUACAGUAGCUCCUGUCUACACAUCCAACAACAGUUUGAGACAAACAUCGGCUGAAAUGUUCUUUUUUGUGGAGUUCAGUAUUACUCUUCUGUAAUUUCUCUUCCUUAUUCGGAAGAAGUUCUCGAUAAUCAUAGAGUCAAAGCGUGGAACUAGGCAACGACUUCUCUGGAAAGUUUAUUACAUGUUUUGUAUUUCCCUUUAUUUUUUAGACCCCUCUUACUGUCAUCAAGAGAGGUUUUUCUCAGAUAGCACCACCCCACCACCAGUGCCCAAGAAGAGGCUGGCUCGGACCCUGUCCCUACCAGGGGCCUAUCUGUGUCCCCUUUCCCCACUACCCUGCAGUCACCAAAACUAUGACAACCCUCUCUACAUGUUGGUCCCCAUCACAGGCACUCAGCCCCAUGUAGAGAGAAACGAAGAAAGACAAGUCCAGAAAAGCCCUCUCCACUUGCAGCCCCUAUCUCAACUGGACUUCGAUACACCUGACGAACAGCUUACCUACUUCUUCAGCAGUUUCUACAACCAGGGGGACAUUUCUCAAGGCAUUCAGCAUCGCCACCUACUAUUCCUGAGGAGUGUGGCACAGCGCAUGGAGGCUGGGGUUCUCCUGAUGAGAGAGUCCAGUGAAGGCAUUGGUGCAUUUCAGCCCCAAGAUUUUCUGCUGUGUGAAAACUACCAGUCCAAGCAGAUAGCAGGUUCACUGUACUACCGCCUGCAUAGCCCAAAGUUUCCAGGGAGGAUGCUCGCAGCUAAGGUAAGGUUAUGCUCAUAAUAUAUGGCCUAUUCUCAGGGUAUUAGCGACAUAGGGGGCCCUCGACCCAAAUUAUUUUAAAUGUUUUUAGGAACUCUGUUGAGAGUUAGAAUAGUAGAAUACACAACGUGCAAUUUCGCAAUUUGGUUGUUCAAUAGAUUGUAAGCUAGUCUAGCCAGCUAUCUAAACUUGUAGCUAGUAAUCAUGGUUGAAUUACCGACAGGACAUGUGCCCAGGGACCCUGACCUCCAGGGGGCCCCGAUUAAUUUUGUUAGUCACUCUCACUCAGAUAUCAUAAGCCAUGGCAAAAUGUGCAGGAAUUUCAUUUUUAAACUGCUCACAUAUCUCUACACCCUAUGGUAAAAUUUGUAGAAUUGCAGGAAGUUAGCUGUAAAACUGCUAAUUUUGCUCUCCGCCCCAUGGCAAAAUUGUUAGAAUUGCAUGAAAUGAGUUAGAAAAUUGUAAAAUCUUCUCUCCACCCCAUGGCAAAAUGUAUAGAAUUGCAGGAAAUUAACAAUAAAAAAAUCUCUGCCAUCAAGAGGGGGGGCCACUUAAAUGUUUUACCCCUACCCCCAAAAGGCAAGGGCCAGCCCUGCCUAAUCUAUGUGUAAACCAGUUUGUGCAUCAUGCUCAAGCAGUAUUCAUACUUGAGUUAUGUGCACAAUGCAAAAGUCAAGCAGAAUACAAACACAGCUGCACCAAAUGCGAAAAGCCACGAUAAGGCCAAAAGUAAAAGAUAAGAGGGCACAUUUCUAUGCUCUACCUCAAGCAACAGUCGUGUUCUGCACCCUUAUAUGGCAAGUUUGGCAACCCCCAACUCCAGUGACACACAUUUCCUCUGAACUGCCAAAAGGUGUUGAGCAACCCAACAGACUGCAAAGAUAACAGCAAACAUCCAUGGCUUAGAAAGGCUUUAUAGCCUUAACUUUAAAUGUGACUAAGCCUUGUUUAGGAAAGGAAAGGUUUUUGGAUGUUCUAAUUUCCUCCCUGGUUUUAUUCCCAGGUAAACAUUGAACUUGGCCCCUUGUCUCAACCUACCUCAGUGCCGCCCAAUGUCAACAUCCAGCAGGUCAUUGCAUCUUUCCCAUCAUGCCCAGCACAAGAGAAAGAACUUGGAACCAAAAACACAAUCACUUCAGACUCCUCACAGUCUGAUCAAACAAUGACAGAAUCACCAGAUGGGAGCAGAAUUGAGGCAGAUAAAAGUCAAGCGGAGUCUGGGGAGAGCAGUGGGCCUACAGUUGUUUCACUAUUGCUCAAGGGAUAUGCAGUGACUAUUGAGAGAGACUUACCACAGGCUACUUUGGAAGACUUUGUACAAGAGGGAAGGUUCAUGCAGAGCUUUAAACCACUUGUGUAUGAGAGGCGACUGAGUAUUCUGCUGCUACAGUUAGCCUUUGGGUUACAACACCUGUGCAGUAAUGCAGCCACCUGUCCUGUGCUGAAGGCUCAAGGCAUCUUACUGGUAUGGCCGAUGGAGAGGGGGGGGGGAACAGAGGCAGACAAAGCAGAAGAAAGUGGAAGAAGUGAAGAAAUUGAGUUAUUGGAGAAUGAAAAGGAAAAGAUAAAGGGAGAGAUUCAGGAGCUAUGGAGAAAGUGUGGAACCCCUCGUGUGGCAUUGACCAAUCACCCCAGUCACAGUGACCCCAGUCUCUUUCAACCUGCUCAUGCUGCUCCAUCCAUACAGUCUCAGUUCGGAGCGUUGCUAAAGUACUGCCUGUACCUCCCUGACAAUGCUUCCUCUCAACAUACAAAGAGUUCAGAUGGCGUUAUCCAGAGCUCCCCAUAUCUACCAGGGCUUCUCCAGCUAGCCUCCUGGCUUCAGGAUGGGGGUAGUGGGCUACAGAUAGCAGACGUAGUGGGGGUCCUGCAGGCUCUGCUCUGGGGUCCACGUGCUGAGCUCUUCAGGGUAAAUCCCACUGUGCCUUCCACUCUGCACAACUGGCUGUCAGUCAAGCAGGCCCUCAUGUUGCUGAAGCUGGCAGAGAGAGGGCUGAUCCAGGACCUGCCCAGUCUGGACUGGGAGCACUGCCUGUGUCUACAGUACCUGUCCUUCACUGACUCUGAGACAGUGAUGAGGACCACGGCACUACUAGGCCUCCACAACACAGUGGACUGGAAGUUGUGA